Molecule: messenger RNA, 2364 nt
Organism: Cygnus atratus (black swan)
Lineage: Eukaryota; Metazoa; Chordata; Aves; Anseriformes; Anatidae
Gene: CDH9
Product: cadherin 9
Exons: 11
Coding region: 1-2364 (787 amino acids)
Biological process (GO): cell morphogenesis; adherens junction organization; homophilic cell-cell adhesion
Cellular component (GO): plasma membrane; catenin complex; adherens junction
Molecular function (GO): calcium ion binding; cadherin binding
Source: RefSeq, a predicted model, not a curated record
AUGAGGACUUACUCCUUCUUGACAGUUUUGCUUUGGAGCUGUAUGCUUCAUGCUGUUCAUAUGAUGCCAUCACAAAAAAGGACUAACAAGAACUCACAAAGUGAAAGGAUAACAGGAUUGUCAGGGAAUGAUGGAGAAACACUGCACCGCACCAAGCGUGGUUGGAUGUGGAAUCAAUUCUUCUUGCUGGAGGAAUACACAGGUCCUGAUACUCAAUAUGUGGGCAAGCUACACACUGACCAAGAUAAAGGAGAUGGAAAUUUAAAAUACAUAUUAACAGGAGAUGGGGCUGGCAGUCUGUUCAUUAUAGAUGAAAAUACAGGAGAUAUUCAUGCUGCAAAGAAAUUGGACAGAGAAGAAAAGUCCCUGUAUGUGCUACGUGCCAAGGCUAUAGACAGAAAGACUGGAAGACAAGUGGAGCCAGAGUCUGAAUUUAUCAUUAAAAUCCACGAUAUUAAUGACAAUGAACCAAAAUUCACCAAGGACAUGUACACCGCCAGCAUUCCGGAGAUGUCUGGAGUUGGUACAUCUGUUAUUCAAGUGACAGCCACAGAUGCUGAUGAUGCCAACUAUGGAAACAGUGCCAAAGUGGUGUACAGUAUCCUCCAGGGACAGCCGUAUUUUUCAGUGGAUCCAGAAACAGGCAUAAUCAAGACUGCUCUACCAGACAUGAGCAGAGAAAACAGGGAACAGUAUCAAGUGGUCAUCCAGGCCAAAGACAUGGGAGGCCAGAUGGGAGGACUAUCAGGAACCACCACCGUGAACAUCACACUGACUGAUGUCAAUGACAACCCACCUCGAUUCCCCCAGAGCACCUACCAGUUCAGCUCUCCUGAGUCUGCACCACCUGGGACUCCUCUUGGCAGAAUUAAAGCCAAUGACCCCGAUCUGGGUGAAAACGCAGAGAUUGAGUAUAGCAUCUCCAAUGGGGAUGGAUCAGACAUGUUUGAUAUCAUCACUGACAAGGACACUCAGGAAGGGAUUAUAACUGUCAAAAAGCAGCUGGAUUUUGAAAACAAGAUGUUAUACACCUUAAGAGUGGAAGCAACCAACACCCAUCUGGAUCCUCGUUUUCUUCAGCUGGGGCCAUUCAAAGAUACAGCUCUAGUCAAAAUUUCUGUGGAAGACAUAGAUGAACCUCCAGUAUUCAACAGACCCUCAUAUUUAAUAGAAGUAGAUGAAGAUGCAAAGGAAGGAAGCAUUAUUGGGCAGGUUGUAGCCCAAGAUCCAGAUGUAACAAAGAAUACAAUAAAAUAUUCUGUGGAUCGACACACUGACCUCGAUAGAAUAUUCAACAUCUAUUCAGGAAAUGGAUCCUUAUUCAUCUCAAAGCCACUUGACCGUGAAGAAACUCCCUGGCACAACAUCACUGUCAUAGCAACUGAAAUCAAUAAUCCUAAACAAAGUAGCCAGAUACCUGUCUUCAUCCGGAUUUUAGACAUAAAUGAUCAUGCACCAGAAUUUGCCAAAUACUAUGAAACAUUCGUUUGUGAAAAUGCAAAAUCAGGACAGCUGAUACAGACUGUGAGUGCAGUUGACAAAGAUGAGCCUCCUCGAGGACACAAAUUUUUUUUCGAGUUGGUGCCAGAAUUUGCUGUUGAUCCAAACUUCUCCAUUGCAGACAACAAAGAUAACACAGCAGGAAUUAUGACUAGAAGAAAUGGAUAUAGCCGUAGUAAGACAAGUACCUAUCUCCUGCCGGUCAUAAUAUUUGACAAUGACUACCCAAUCCAGAGCAGCACUGGCACGCUGACCAUACGUGUAUGUGCCUGUGACAGUCGAGGAAACAUGCAGUCCUGUAAUGCAGAGGCCCUGCUCCUCCCUGCUGGCCUCAGCACAGGGGCACUGGUUGCCAUUUUCCUCUGCAUCAUCAUCCUGCUGGUGUUAGUUGUCUUGUUUGCAGCCCUCAAGAGACAGAAGAAGAAAGAACCUUUGAUCAUCUCAAAGGAUGAUGUUCGGGACAACAUUGUGACCUACAAUGAUGAAGGGGGUGGGGAAGAAGACACCCAAGCUUUUGACAUUGGCACACUCAGAAAUCCAGAAGCAAGGGAGGAAAGUAAGAUAAGAAGAGAUGUCAUACCAGAAACUAUAUUUCAGAUAAGACGCACUACACCUCUUUGGGAAAAUAUUGAUGUGCAAGAUUUUAUUCAUCGAAGGCUAAAGGAAAAUGAUUCAGAUCCAGCUGCCCCUCCUUAUGAUUCACUAGCAACCUAUGCUUAUGAAGGAAAUGAUUCCAUAGCAAAUUCACUCAGCAGCCUGGAAUCACUUACCACAGAUGGCAACCAAGACUAUGAUUACCUCAGUGACUGGGGACCUCGGUUUAAAAAACUAGCAGACAUGUAUGGUGGAGAGGACAGUGACUGA